Molecule: messenger RNA, 2256 nt
Organism: Otolemur garnettii (small-eared galago)
Lineage: Eukaryota; Metazoa; Chordata; Mammalia; Primates; Galagidae
Gene: PLVAP
Product: plasmalemma vesicle associated protein
Exons: 6
Coding region: 39-1352 (437 amino acids)
Biological process (GO): positive regulation of cellular extravasation; regulation of vascular permeability
Cellular component (GO): caveola
Source: RefSeq, a predicted model, not a curated record
CACCGGUCAGCCGGCCUUGGGAGCAGGGAGGUCUAGCCAUGGAUCGUGGAGGGGCCUAUUCUCGGGCAGGCGGCAGCCCUCGGGGCUGCUGGUAUUAUCUGCGCUACUUUUUCCUCUUCGUGUCACUCAUCCAAUUCCUCAUCAUCCUGGGUCUCGUCCUCUUCAUGGUCUAUGGCAACGUGCACGUGAGCACCGAGUCCAACCUGCAAGCCACUGAGCGCCGGGCCGGGGACCUGUACAGUCAGGUGUUGGGGCUGAUGGCCUCCCAGACCAACCUGUCCAAGGAGCUCAACCUCACUUCCCGCGCCAAGGAUAGCAUCAUGCAGAUGCUGCUGAGUGCCCGCCGUGACCUAGACCGCAUCAAUGCCAGCUUCCGCCAGUGCCAGAGUGAACGGGUCAUCCACACAAACAAUGAGCGAUACGUAGCUGCUAUCAUCGUGAGUGAGAAGCUAUGCCAAGAUCAACUCAAGGAGAUGAACAAGAGUUGCGAAGCACUGCACCUCAGAUCGGGCGAGAUGGCCAAGAAGCUGGAGGUGGAGCUGGUCAAGGAGAAGGUGGUAUGCACCAAGGAUAAGGAAGGCUUGUUGCUGAGCAAGAACGUGAUGGAAGAACAGCUGACCCAGUGCUCAAAAGCCCAGGAACAGCACCAGCAAGAGCGACAGCUGGCCGAGGACAAGCUGCAAAAGGUGCAAUCCCUCUGCUUCCAGCUGGACAAGGACAAGUUUGAGAAUGAUCUGCGCAACCUGUGGAGGGACUCAAUUAUCCCCCGCACCCUGGACUCUCUGAGCUAUGGUGUCUACCAUCCCCUGGGCUCUGAUAUACUCUCCAUCCAGAGAAUGUGUAAUCAGCUGCCCAGCCUCAUGAGCACCAAGGUAGAGGAGCUGGCCCGGAGCCUCAGGGCAAGCAUUGAGAGUGUGGCCCGUGAGAACUCAGACCUCCAACGCCAGAAGCUGCAAGCUGAGCAGAGCCUGCGGGCUAGUCAGGAGGCAAAAGAGAAGGUGGAGAAAGAGGCUCAGGCCCGGGAGGCCAAGCUCCAGGCUGAAUGUUCCCGGCAGACACAGCUGGCGCUGGAGGAGAAGGCCACGCUGAGGAAGGAGCGGGACAACAUGGCCAAGGAGCUGGAGGAGAAGAAGAGAGAGGUGGAACAGCUCAAGAUGCAACUGGCCGUCAGCAACACGGCCCUGGACACCUGCAUCAGAGCCAAGUCGCAGCCGAUCCCAUUGCCGAGACCUGUGGGCCCUGCCCCCAACCCUCCACCCAUCGACCCAGUUAGCCUGGAGGAAUUCAAGAAGAGGAUCCUGGAGUCCCAGAGGACCUCUAUAGGCAAUCCUGCAGCCCCAUCCAGUGGCUGAGGAGGCUCCCCACCCAAGGAGUGAGAGAAGGCCCCCGUUCACUGCUCUGCAAACACAGUGCAGCAAAGUGUGCACGGCACCGGACACAGCCUCCUCCUGCCAUCCCCAACACUGCUGCCAGACCACUUCACACAGCACACCCCUAAUAUUCUGUCAUAGCCCUACACCUGCACCUCACAACCUUUUACCCCUAGACACAGUAAUGACAUCACACAGCCUCAGUGAUGACAUCCCACAGCUGUAGCCAUGCCUUGAGUGGACACAGGGAUGAUGUCACAUAACCACAUCAAUGACACGGCCAUGUUACUCACAGACUACGUUAGUCACAGACAUAGGAAGGACAUCACCCAUAACCACAGACGACGUUAUGCAGGGGAGGGAUUGACGUCACAGACACACGUGUUCGUGUUGUGCCCAGAUGUUGUGCCCAGACAUCAUCCAUAGGCACAGUGAUGCUGUCAUACACAGACAUAGUGAUAACUUCACAGACACAGUGACAAUGUCACAUAUAGGGCACCAACAUCACAUAGGCACAUUUCCCUUUACACAUUUUCUGCCCAAACUUCACCAAUGUCACAUCCCUGCCCCUUCCGCCCUCCAACACAGGCCAAAGCACCACAGCCUCACACCCCAUUCAGCACCGCCCAGGACCCAGGCAUCUCCCAUCCUCCAUCUCUUUAUCUCCUGCUGCUUCCUCACUCCCAGCGUCUGGCUCAGGGUGUGAGAACAGGAAGCCAUUCACCUCCGCUGCCCCAUGAAAGUUUCCGGUCACCCCUUGAGGUGUCCAGGGUGAGGAGCACCCACUGGCCCCACAUACAUAGCCCAAAAGGGAAGCCACCCCCUCGCUCCCUCUCCCUGCACACCCAGCCCUGCCUGUGGCCUUAAUAAAUGCUAGCAAAUCCCU